UGCUAUCUACUUCUGUUAAAGAUUCAAAAGAUAUUUUCAUUGUUAAAUCAAUAUAAUUUAGCAAAUUCUGAAGCAUCAUCUCUUCUGCAGUAGAUUCUUUCCCAGAAAGAUGGAUACAAAAAAGAAAAGGAUUUGUGUUAUUGGUGGCGGUUCCAGUGGCCUAGCCGCCAUUAAAUGCUGCCUAGAAGAAAAUCUGGAUGUCGUGUGUUACGAAAAGGGUGAAAGUUUUGGAGGUCUUUGGAGAUAUCAUUCAGAUGAUGUGGAUGGCAAGCCUUCAGUUAUGAAAUCAACUGUUAUAAAUACAAGUAAAGAAAUGAGUGCAUUCAGUGACUUUCCGCCACCCGAAGAAUUUGCUAAUUUCAUGCAUAAUUCUUCAAUGGUGGAAUAUUUUAGAUUAUAUGCUGAAAAAUUUAAUCUUUUGAAAUACAUCAAAUACAAACACGAGAUAGUUCAAUUAGAAAAGGCAGAAGAUUAUGAAACGACUGGUAGGUGGAAAGCUACUAUAAAAAAUCUCGAUGAUGAUGUUGAAUUUUGUGAAAUUUUUGAUGGCGUAAUGGUAUGUGUUGGGCAUCAUGUUUACCCAUAUAUUCCGAAGUAUGAAGGCUUAGACGAUUUUAGCGGCCAAGUGAUCCACACUCAUUCAUUGAAAUCAGCGGCAGGAUUUGAAGAUAAAACUGUGUUAGUUAUUGGAAUAGGAAAUUCAGCUGUAGAUGCUGCAGUAGAAAUUAGCAAAGUAUCCAAAAAGUUGUAUCUGAGCACUCGCCGAGGAAGUUGGAUAUUCCCGAGAUUAGGACCAAAUGGACUUCCUUGCGAUAUGUUUUUACAAAGGCGCAUCUUUGAAGUAAUUAGAUAUUAUGAUCCUAUCCAUAUUUCGGAGACUGUUUUACAGUUAUUUUUGAACUUCAAAUUCAGUCAUGACAGAUUUGGACUUAGGCCAAAACACAGAGUUUUGUCAGCUCAUAUUACAAUCAAUGACGCUUUACCUAACCACAUUUUAAGCGGAAUUGUUACUGUGAAACAGAAUGUUCAGAAAUUUACCAAGAAUGGGGUUAUAUUUGAAAACGAAGAAGAAUUAACGGAAAUUGAUACCAUUGUUCUUGCUACAGGAUAUGAAAUAAAGUUUCCAUUUUUACCUGAUGGUAUUCUACAGAUUAGCGAAACUAAUGUGAAUCUCUAUAAACUAGUUUUUCCAUUACAAUUAAAACAUCCAAGCCUGGCUUUCAUCGGUCUGAUUCAGCCACUGGGAGCGAUAUUUCCAAUAUCAGAAGCACAAAGUCGAUGGUUUGCUCAACUUAUGAAAGGUAAUGUGAAGCUUCCACCUCGACCUGAAAUGGAAAAAGAAAUUCAGAAAAGAAUGAAUGAGAAAAACCAACAGUUCGUACCUUCUCUGAGGCAUACAGUUGAAGUUAUUUGGAUUCCAUAUAUGGAUGAAAUCUGCUCUGAAUUCGGGGCGAAACCUAACUUUUGGAAAAUGGCAUAUGCUGACCCAAGAUUGUUCAUCGCAUGCAUGUUUGGGCCAUGUACGCCUUAUCAGUAUCGUUUAGAAGGACCUCAUUCGUGGGAAGGUGCUCGGGAUGCCAUCUUCUCGAUCUGGGAAAGAGCUGAAAAAGCUUUCAAAACUUUCAAGAGACCUUAAAACACAUUAGCAAUUGAAGUGAGUUUCAGAAAAGCUCAACAAAUUACAUAGAAUUUGAUUUGUAUGAGUUCAAAUACAAUUAAUGAGACAUAGAAAUGCGUCGAAUUGAAAUAAAUAUACAUUCGAGUUCU
Argiope bruennichi is the source of this 1767-nucleotide messenger RNA. Its product is annotated as flavin-containing monooxygenase 5-like. The record is from RefSeq and is a predicted model, not a curated record. The transcript has 4 exons. Lineage: Eukaryota; Metazoa; Arthropoda; Arachnida; Araneae; Araneidae. Gene Ontology annotation, molecular function: N,N-dimethylaniline monooxygenase activity; flavin adenine dinucleotide binding; NADP binding. The coding region runs from base 110 to 1636 and encodes 508 amino acids.